This is a messenger RNA of Pipistrellus nathusii (Nathusius's pipistrelle), 2532 nucleotides long. The record is from the annotation of a GenBank genome assembly. NCBI's taxonomy places the organism in Eukaryota, Metazoa, Chordata, Mammalia, Chiroptera, Vespertilionidae.
AUGCCGGCGCAGCAGCCCGCGAGCAGCGACGGGGCCGCGCAGCCGGAGCCCGCGGUCAUCACCCCGGCCAUGCUGGAGGAGGAGGAGCAGCUGGAGGCCGCGGGGCUGGAGCGGGAGCGGCAGAUGCUGGAAAAGGCUCACAAGUCUUGGGAUAGAGAGUCCGUGGACAUACGGUACCGUAGACUUCAACAUUUGCUUGAAAAAAGCAAUAUCUACUCCAAAUUUUUAUUGACUAAAAUGGAACAACAACAGUUAGAGGAACUGAAGAAGAAAGAGAAAUUAGAGAGGAAAAAGGACUCUUCCAAAGUUACUACGGGUAAAAGUUCCAUUGCUGCAAGUGAAGAGAAUCCAGUUGUGAGAAAGAAAAGAGGAAGAGAAGAUGAAUCAUACAAUAUUUCAGAGGUUAUGUCAAAAGAGGAAAUUUUGUCUGUGGCUAAAAAAAAUAAGAAGAAUGAGGAUGAAAGCUCCUCUUCUAAUCUCUGUGUAGAAGAUCUUCAGAAAAACAAAGAUUCAAAUAGUAUAAUUAAAGAUAGAUUGUCGCAAACGGUUAGGCAGAAUACUAAACUCUUCUUUGACCCAGUUCGGAAAUAUAAUGGACAGCCUGUACCCUUUCAGCAACCAAAACAUUUUACAGGCGGUGUGAUGCGUUGGUACCAAGUAGAAGGCAUGGAAUGGCUCAGGAUGCUUUGGGAAAAUGGGAUUAAUGGCAUUUUAGCAGAUGAAAUGGGAUUGGGAAAGACAGUUCAGUGCAUUGCUACAAUCGCCUUGAUGAUUGAGAGAGGAGUACCUGGACCUUUUCUUGUCUGUGGCCCAUUAUCUACCCUUCCUAACUGGAUAGCUGAAUUCCAAAGGUUUACACCAGAAAUACCUACUAUGUUAUAUCACGGGACCCAGGAGGAACGUCGAAAAUUGGUAAGGAAGAUUCACCAACGGAAAGGAACACUGCAGAUUCAUCCUGUGGUGAUCACUUCAUUUGAAAUAGCCAUGAGAGACCGCAAUGCAUUACAGCAUUGCUAUUGGAAAUACUUAAUAGUAGAUGAAGGACACCGGAUUAAGAACAUGAAGUGCCGUCUAAUCAGGGAGUUAAAACGAUUUAAUGCAGAUAACAAACUUCUUUUGACUGGGACUCCCUUGCAAAACAAUUUAUCAGAACUUUGGUCACUGCUAAACUUUUUGUUGCCAGAUGUAUUUGAUGACUUGAAAAGCUUUGAAUCUUGGUUUGAUAUCACUAGUCUUUCUGAAACUGCUGAAGAUAUUAUUGCUAAAGAAAGAGAACAGAAUGUGUUGCAUAUGCUGCACCAGAUUCUAACACCGUUCUUACUGAGAAGACUAAAAUCUGAUGUUGCUCUUGAAGUUCCCCCUAAACGAGAAGUAGUAGUUUAUGCACCACUUUCAAAGAAACAAGAGACCUUUUACACUGCCAUCGUGAACCGUACCAUUGCCAACAUGUUCGGAGCCAGUGAGAAAGAAACAGUUCAGUUAAGUUCCACUGGACGACCAAAACGGCGAACAAGGAAAUUAAUAAAUUACAGCGAAAGAGAUGAUGAUUCCCCUAAUGAAUUGGACAGCUUGAUCAGUCAGCUCCAGCCAGAGCUAGACCAAGAAAGAGCUGUUGCAGAAGUGAAUAUUCCUGUAGAAUCUGAAGUUGAUCUGAAGCUGCAGAAUAUAAUGAUGCUACUUCGUAAAUGCUGUAACCAUCCAUAUUUGAUUGAGUACCCUAUAGAUCCAGUCACACAGGAGUUUAAGGUUGAUGAAGAAUUGAUAACAAAUUCUGGGAAAUUCUUAAUUUUGGAUCGAAUGCUGCCGGAACUAAAAGCCAGAGGUCAUAAGGUGCUGCUUUUUUCACAAAUGACAAGAAUGUUGGACAUUUUGAUUGAUUACUGCCACUUUAGAAAUUUCAACUUUAGCAGACUUGAUGGAUCCAUGACUUAUUCAGAGAGGGAGAGAAAUAUGCACAACUUUAACACAGAUCCAGAGGUGUUCAUCUUUUUAGUGAGUACACGAGCUGGUGGCCUGGGCAUUAAUUUGACGGCAGCAGAUACAGUGAUCAUUUAUGAUAGUGAUUGGAAUCCCCAGUCUGAUCUUCAGGCCCAGGAUAGAUGUCAUAGAAUCGGUCAGACAAAGCCAGUUGUUGUAUAUCGUCUUGUUACAGCAAACACUGUUGAUCAGAAAAUUGUGGAAAGAGCAGCUGCUAAAAGAAAAUUGGAGAAAUUGAUCAUCCACAAAAAUCAUUUCAAAGGUGGUCGAUCUGGAUUAAAUCCAUCUAAGAAUUUCCUAGACCCUAAGGAAUUAAUGGAAUUAUUAAAAUCUAGAGAUUAUGAGAGGGAAGUAAAAGGAUCAAGAGAAAAGGUCAUCAGUGAUGAAGAUUUAGAAUUGUUGUUAGAUCGAAGUGAUCUCAUUGAUCAAAUGAAUGCCUCAGGACCAAUUAAAGAGAAGAUGGGAAUUUUCAAGAUAUUAGAAAACUCUGAAGACUCCAGUUCUGAAUCUCCUGCCAGGUGGCCACAGGCAGUGGCUGACUUUGCACCUCCCUGA